GGUUAAAUUAUUAGGUUAAAAAUGGUGUUUUAGGUAAUUGAAAUCUAAUUGAGCGUUCUAUCGGCGCGUCUUAGUUUUAUUGUGGCCGCUACUCUGUUUUGUUGCAGUUGUUACACAUAAUUUAUGCUCUUAAGAUUAUAGUGAUCUAAAAUGGUAUUGCCACCCUCCAAUGUUGGGAUAUUGCAUACUAUAUGUCUGAUACGCAACUAUUUUUAAAACCUUGCCAAAAUAGUAUUAGUUGUUAAUUUCUUUUGCACUUUGUGGUCUCAUUUUUUUUAUGGCUAUCAUGGAUGAUUCCAUUCCUUUUAUCAUUGUCCCAUUUGAUGACCCAAGAUGUGUCCUUGUUUCGCACCUUUUGUGCAACAAUAAUUACAAUUCUUUGGAAAAAAAAACUCAUGAAAAUGGCUCUUCUAGGCAAAAACAAAUUUGGUUUUGUCAAUGGAUUUGACCUAGAUCCUUCUUCAUAUUUACCCAAUUUUUUGGCAACAUAAUAACAUCAUUGUUGCAUCAUGGAUCUUGAACUCUUUAUCCAAACAAAAGCAAGCAAGCGUGCAAUUUGAGUGACCUACAGAAUUGUUUUGAGUGACAAAAUGGUCUCCUCCUAUAUCAGCUCAAGUGUUAUCUUGCGGCACUACAGCAAGGAGAACCAGCACAAGUGACUAUGGAUAUUACAGCACAAAGUGUAGCAAAUGAUAUAGCCUCAAAUUCACCCAUGGUAGCAUCCACUUCCAUAAUUGGAGAAAGGUCUUCAAGAGGACAAGAUCAAGAACUAGGAGGCAACAUGGGUGUAGUGAAUCCUAUUCUCACCCUAGAAAACUUCUCAAGUUCUGGUUUCUCAUUUCCUCAACCAGUGGUAGCAUCCACUUCUGCAACCAGAGGACUAGCUCCAGAACUUAUUGGCAAUGUGGGUGUAGUGAACCCUAUUCCCACCUCAGAAAACAAUUCAAAUUCUAGAUGGCAACACCCUAGUGGUGGGAAUAACACUAUAGACGGAUUAGGAACUCAUGAUCCACUUCCACUUGAUCCUCCACAAGUUGGUGCUUCACUUGGAAAUUCCAUGUUUCCUAAUUCAAUGGAAAACUCGCUCAAUCAAUUUCAGUCAACCAUGUUACCAAGCUUUCCGAUGCUUCCUUAUAGUGGUGGUGCCAGUAGUAGCAGUGAUAGUCACCAACAAUUUCAAAGACAUCAUCCAUUUGAAAUAACUGAGUUGGGUCCAUUAGGUACACCUACAAUGAGAUACUAUGCUCAACAAAAAGAUCACAGAAAUAUUUUGCAUCCACCACCUCUCAUGGAUGUUCAAGGCUAUGUGAAAACAUGGGAGGGAUGUUUGGUCGGAAGAGAUGACUACUCGUAUCGUGCAUCUUUUAAUCAAGCAGGGGUCAUGAUCAAACCAACAUCACCCUCCUCACUCACUUCUGCAUGGUCGAGUAGGCUAGAGAUCGUCAUCUUCAUACCCAAAAAUGCUGUCAACUAUACAUUGAAGAUUAUUGGUGGACCUAUAGAUUAUGUGUUCUUUCACACAACUGAAUUCAACAACCUUGACUUGUAUCACCAUCUGAUGAGCAAAAAUUUGUGUGCAAAAAUCGAAUUACCUACACAGACUAUUAUCCUAUCUACAACGGAAAGCAAAUAUCACUUCUUAGGAAUAAUUUUCCCAGCGGAUACAAUAUUUAUUGAACUUGCAUAAGUAUGACUUUCAAGAGCCAGAGCAGCCCCAAGUAAUGAACAAAAGGUUAUAAGUGUUGCAUGUUGUGAGCUAGAAGGGCAUGAAACCAGAUGGAAGAGAAAGAUAUCAAUCAUGAGAACAUGCUAUAGAAUUAAUUGUUCAGGAUUUAUCUAAAUUUUAUUAUGUUUUGUUUUAUUUUUGUAUUUAUGGGUUUUGUCAUAUAGUACCCAUUUAAGUGAACAAACUUGGUAUUUUGGUGUGUUUUUGUUAUAUGUACAUAUAGAUUUAUGACAUUAAUAUGGUUUUUAAGUACAAUUGUUCUUGCGCAA
Messenger RNA from Cajanus cajan (pigeon pea), 1995 nucleotides. RefSeq lists its product as uncharacterized. Gene Ontology annotation, cellular component: mediator complex; transcription regulator complex. Gene Ontology annotation, biological process: positive regulation of transcription by RNA polymerase II. The record is from RefSeq and is a predicted model, not a curated record. NCBI's taxonomy places the organism in Eukaryota, Viridiplantae, Streptophyta, Magnoliopsida, Fabales, Fabaceae.